CCGUUGAAGCUGCAUUGUGAGGUUUGCAGUAUAGUGUCCAGCUCUGGCCAGAUGCUGGGUCGUGAGGCAGGAGCUGAGAUCGACCAGUCCUCCUGCAUAUGGAGAAUGAACAACGCACCCACCCGCGGCGGCUUUGAGAGGGAUGUGGGCCGCAGGACAGACCUGAGAGUGGUGUCUCACACUAGUGUUCCUCUGCUAAUCCAAAAACCCCAGCACUUCUUUGGCCAGGGGAAUGAGACCGUCUAUGUGGUGUGGGGACCCUUGCGCAACAUGAGGCAGGAUGGCAAGGGCAUUGUGUACAACAUGCUGCGGCAAGCGGUGGAAAACUACCCACAUGCGCGCAUCUACGUCACCACAGAAGAACGCAUGAAUUACUGCGACACAGUUUUCAAGAAGGAGACGGGCAAAGACAGGUGA
Messenger RNA from Sinocyclocheilus rhinocerous, 417 nucleotides. Its product is annotated as alpha-N-acetylgalactosaminide alpha-2,6-sialyltransferase 3-like. Lineage: Eukaryota; Metazoa; Chordata; Actinopteri; Cypriniformes; Cyprinidae. The annotation marks the transcript as partial. Gene Ontology annotation, biological process: ganglioside biosynthetic process; oligosaccharide metabolic process. The transcript has a single exon. Gene Ontology annotation, molecular function: alpha-N-acetylgalactosaminide alpha-2,6-sialyltransferase activity. The record is from RefSeq and is a predicted model, not a curated record.